UGCGGAAGCACACAGCAAAGCUUGCCUUUUCCAGACGGCCCAGAACCCAACCAACAAGGAAAGUGCCGAGAGCUACAAACAUUUCCGUGAACGGAUGUCUGCUACGACAACCUUUGCACACACAAAAUAUGCUUGUGUGAAGCUAUGCCCUAAUACAGAAGCUGUUUCGCUUACCUUGCCGUAAACGACAGCGUGCUCUCCGUGUAGUAUAACUUUGCCGGGGACAGAAACCCUGUAUGUGCUCAUGCUUCUCACCUUACCGGCUAAAGAGCAAAAGACGUGGAGUGGAGAGGUGAAAGCGGGAAAUGGCAGAGAGUGCGUCGAGUGUGACAAGAUCAGCAGACAGACAAGGAGGAAACGCCUGCAGGAUGUCGUUUGACGCAGAACGUAGCAGCACUAAUGGAAAUGAGAGCCCCGAAUUGGAUGUAGUCUCGCCAUGGGGAGCUCCAGUAGGAAAUGAGCAACGGAAAGCUGAAGUGGUUUUAGUUACUGGCUCGAGUGGCUUUCUUGGACAACACAUAGUGAAGCUUCUGCAGGAGGAGGACCAGACAGUGCGUGAAAUUCGCCUCUUUGACAUCGUUCCCUAUGAAAACAAGCUAGGGCACAAGACAGACAAACCGACUAAGGAAAUCACCGGGGACCUGUGCAAUGCCAGAGCCUUACAGGAAGCAUUUGCUGGGGUGGACUGCGUUAUUCAUGCAGCUGCCCGGGUGGACGUCGGUCUUUUUCCGGAUGUUGAGGCUCUCGAAGCCGUCAAUGUGGAAGGCACACGCAAUGUGAUAGAUGCAUGCAUCAAACAGAACGUUCCGUACUUGGUGUUCACCAGCACGGUAGAUGUGGUGGUGAGCAGCAACCAUAUCUUCUUCGGGGCUGAGAACACGACCUUCACCCCGAAGCACUUUCUCAUGGGGCCUUACGCGGAAACCAAACAUCGCGCCGAGCAGCUGGUACUGCAGGCCAAUCACCGGGUGCUCGCCGACGGAGCGACCAAGUUUAGGACGCUGGUAUUGCGCCCGACAGCGAUGUUUGGAGAGCAGGACACACACUUUGUGGUGGAGUUCCUGCGACAUGCCAAGGCAUCCAAUAAUUGCCUGUCCAAGGUCCGCAGUGUCGACGAACGUUUCCAGGUAACCUACGUGGGUAAUGCAGCACAAGCACAUCUGCAAGCAAAAAACCGGCUAGCCACAGACGAUUCUGUAGCAGGUGAAGUGUUUUUCGUAACAGACGACACACCUCUCGAAGACAUUUACGAGUUCUUGCGCCCGUUUGUGGAAUGCCAGGGCUGUCGUCUCUCGGACUACACAAUCCCUUACCUGUUGGCAGUGUUACUCCUGUGGUUGUGGGCCCUUGCGCUACGCAUGUUGCGCCCAGUCUGGCACUCUUCCUGCGCCCCACCUCCGGCUUCCUCGGUCACCUACAUCUGCACCUCCCUCUUUUUUAAUCGUACGAAGGCGACACUGCGUCUUGGCUACUACCCUUCCAUAUCACCAGACGACGCAGUCAGCCGCUCCCUCGAUUACUAUAAAUCUCUCAAGUUCUGACCAGAUGCUCGAGUGUUACGGAGCUACUUGUGUACCCUCACAUUCCUAAUAGGUGUACGGUAUUGGUGCAACUUGCAACCACCCUGUCGGUGCCCUGUUGCAGCUCUUUAGUCAGGUUCUGCAUUCACAAUAAGGCAUUCAUGGACUUGGUCGCAGUGGUGUGGAAUUCCAAUGUACGUUGGCGCCCUUCGACGGGGGCUUUGCACUACGUACCACGGGUCCUUGUGGUGCCUUUACCAGCACCUGCAAGUAGGUUGUAUAACGUUCCUCUAUGACACGAAAACAGAGAAUGCUCUAUUUUUGUAUACUCUGAUAUCUACGUAUCACAAUGUCUAUUGGUUGUGGACUGAAGGCUUUACGGGAAUAAAAUGGAAUAACUGUUA
This is a messenger RNA of Ornithodoros turicata, 1924 nucleotides long. Its product is annotated as 3 beta-hydroxysteroid dehydrogenase type 7-like. The coding region runs from base 306 to 1541 and encodes 411 amino acids. Lineage: Eukaryota; Metazoa; Arthropoda; Arachnida; Ixodida; Argasidae. The transcript has 6 exons. Gene Ontology annotation, biological process: steroid biosynthetic process. Gene Ontology annotation, molecular function: 3-beta-hydroxy-Delta5-steroid dehydrogenase (NAD+) activity. The record is from RefSeq and is a predicted model, not a curated record.